UUAGUAGCCAGGCGGCCCCUGCUGCUCAGCCUCAGGCUGGAUGAUAAUCGUCUGCUGACCGGCCGGCUCCGCAGGGGUCACAACUGGAGGCUGGAUUGGCUGGCCCAGCACAGUGCCCGGCGGCACUGCCAUUGGUUGCACCUGGCCGGGCACCAGCACCAUUCCCGCCCCUGGCAGUGUUUGCAGUGGGCCGCCUGGCGUGAUUGGGGGCAUGUCGUCCUUGAAGCCGUGGGCCCUGAUGUGUAUCACAACCAUGCCGACAGGAGACAGGAAGCGAUCUGUAUAAGUCGAUAGAUGAGAGCUCACCGCAU
Molecule: messenger RNA, 311 nt
Organism: Vitrella brassicaformis
Lineage: Eukaryota; Vitrellaceae
Source: the annotation of a GenBank genome assembly